UAUCACAGGCAAAAUCUGCUUUAUGAAAAAUUGAACUUAAAGGAGAAGGAGAUCAUGACAUUUCUGCACAACUUAGAGAUGGAGAACAUUGCUUUCCGAGAGAACAACCUGGAAUUCAAGAAGGAGAUAAAUUUCUAUCAUAACCUGCACAGCUGGCUCCUGAUGGAGAUGAAACUUAUAAAGAAGUUGGUGAUAUUGCAGAAGGAGAGCAAGGAAGUCCAGGCUGAAUGGGCCACCAUUCAUCAGUAUUUGGUGGACUUGAACCUGAGUGGUAAAGACGAACAGGAGAAGACCAGCAACCUUUUGACUCAAGAACAUGAGGUCUCAGAAACUGCAAGAGAGCUGGGACUGGCCACAGCCCAAGAAGAGAGCAUCCUGCAGAAUGAGUUGCCACCCCAGAAGCCCCCUGCUGAGCACCAACCCCAGCAUCCACAAUCUUCCUUCGAUGAAUCUACUUCCUUAUAGUUCAUUUCCUUAGGGUGAAUAGGCCCUAACUAGGCAGCCAUGGCUGAUUCAGGGUGUUAUUCCCUUUUCUCUUCAGACAACUCCCCUUGCCAGAGAACUGAGGUGACUGCACUGCCACCAAGUGUCCAAGAAGAGUAACAGGCUGUAGGUCUGUGCUGCUAAAAGUGCAGAUAGAGAAAGCAGCUGAACAAUAAUUUUCUCUUAGAGUGUUGGUUGAAGUUUAGGUUUUUGUUCUUUGAGUUGUUGCUGUUAUUUAGAAGUUAUAUGUUCUUUUAUUUUUAUUGUUUGUUUUUGCUAUUAACUCUAAAUUAAUUGAACUUUUAAAACCUGUUUUUUUUUUUUAAUUUCUAUGUCUCAUGAAUAAAAAUUAAUUUUCAAGUAGUGAUUCUUGAGACCAUC
This is a messenger RNA of Mus pahari (shrew mouse), 864 nucleotides long. RefSeq lists its product as uncharacterized. NCBI's taxonomy places the organism in Eukaryota, Metazoa, Chordata, Mammalia, Rodentia, Muridae. The record is from RefSeq and is a predicted model, not a curated record. Bases 55 to 465 code for a protein of 136 amino acids. The transcript is spliced from 3 exons.